Malania oleifera is the source of this 3080-nucleotide messenger RNA. RefSeq lists its product as uncharacterized. Lineage: Eukaryota; Viridiplantae; Streptophyta; Magnoliopsida; Santalales; Ximeniaceae. The record is from RefSeq and is a predicted model, not a curated record. The transcript is spliced from 10 exons. The coding region runs from base 1 to 2841 and encodes 946 amino acids.
AUGCUCUUGCUGCAGUCUUGUCCGUCCUCCACGUGUACGGUCACGAAAUUCCCGCGGUUAAACUUCGACGUUUUGUUAAAUUUACCGUUUUACCCUUCCUUCUUCCGUUGCCCAUUUUUUGUAGCCUCUCGCUAUCGUUUGCAGCUUUUCUCUGUUGCUUCACUCUCUGUAAACGCUCUCUCCCAUGGCGGAACCCUAGGGAGUCAGUUUGCUUUAUGUGCGGAUGCAAAAGGCCUCAGGUUCUGCCAAAAUGCAGGGGUUUUACUUAUGAAUUCGACUUUCGAGUUCCAAGGCUCCACUCGCACUGUUCGAUUCCCGAGAAACCUCAUUUCCAUUUCCUUUUCCUUUCUCGCUGCUGCCAUAAGUGGAUUCUCGAAACUUUCAUCUUCUAUGUUCAAUUGGAUGCAAGUGUCCUGGGGUGAAGUUUAUGAAGUUAUGGAUUGGGAUCUCUGGGGUCCGCCAUGUAGUCAAGAAACCAGCUAUAGUAUGAUAAAUGGGUGGCAGUGGGGCUUUUACUACGACCAUGGGCUUGAUGUGAUAGAAGAAAAUGCUUUAAAUGAGAAAGCUUGUGCACAAGUGCUGAGGAUAUUAAUAACGAAGGCAAAUACUGAAAUUGGUGAACUUGAAGAAGAACUGAUCCUCCUUCAAAACCAAAUGGCCUGGGCUGAAUACGAGGAAUGGCCUGACAUAUGCUGUACUAGAUUGAGAGAAAAGAUCAAUUGCCUUGCUAUUUCAUUGCAGGUUUUAAAGGAUGAAAGUGCCCAAAAUGAGAAUGGUGCUGGUUAUUGUUUACAUGUGUGCAGAGAACCUGCUGAGACACUACUUGAAAUAUUAAGGGAUCUACUGAGAAUUUGGUCUCAAGAGAAAGAUAAGCACGAUUUGUUGAAGAGUCUACUGAGAAUUUGGUGUCAAGAUAAAGACAAGCAGAUAUGCUGUAAUGAUGAUUCUGCGGCUAGUAAUGUCAAAGAUUCGACUUCAAAUCUCACAGGACAAGCAACUGACAUCAUGAAUGAGAAGGGAAAUUUGAGUAACUUGGAUGCAGAAAUUAUUAGGAAAGAAAAAGUCAUAGAGUGCAGUCUUAAUUCCAUAGGAAAAUGUACAGUUAGGAGUUUGCCUCAGGAGAAGAGAGAACAUUAUCUGGAACUUGCUAAGCCUGCAAGUAAUACUCCUGUGGAAGAUUCCUCAAACCGCUCUGAUGAGAAGAAACUAUUUGAAGGAUCUGAUGAAAAAAAUAUUGGGGAGGAAGCUAAAGAACAUGGUUCUGCUCCUGCAGAUAAAAGUAUAAUCCAGAAUCCAUCUCUGAAGACUGAAGAGAAGACGAAAAAUGUAGAAGUUGUACAGGCUGCAGACACCUCUGUGAAAAUUUCAAGUUUAGCAUCAGAGAAUGUAACAGACCAACUGACUGAGAAAGUAAAAUUGAGCAACUCUGCUUUGAAAAUUGUUAGAGAGGUAGUCGAAGUAAGUUUUAUUCCUACAGACAGUUCAUCUUCAAAGCCUGAAGAAGGAACGGAACUUGACAAUCAAGUCCAGGGUGAGAAUACUGUGGGCAAGGAUUCCAGCUCAGAUGCUUUAAGACAUGCACCAUGCAGCUCAAAUGAAAAGAAUAAUUCCAAGCUCGGUAUAGAAGUCAUUGAAAAGGGAAAAUUCAAAAAGCAAGGUUCUGAUUCAACAAACAACAGUAAAAUCUCAAAGCCACCUUUGAAGGCUGGAGGAAAGAGAAAAAAUUGUCUUCAAAAUAAAAUUGCAAAUAGUGUAGUUGGAGAUUCCAGCUCUGAUGCUUCCAGGUGUGCAACUGGUUCCAAUGUGAAGAAGGACGUAAGCAAGUUAAAUUUGGAAGGUAUAAAAGAGGAGGAAAUCAGAGAACAUUGUUUUACUCCAGUGGAUAAAAGCAGCAUUCCAGAAUCAUCUCUGCAGCCAACAGAGGGAGCAAUUAGUGCAAAAAAUUUGAAGUCUGCUAAUAUUGUUUACAAGGAUUCAAGAUCAAAUGAUUUGAGUGGUCCAACUAAUGAAUCUGAUAUAAAGCUAGAGCCAAGCAACGGACAAAAGGAUGCUCAGGGUAACAAGACCAACUCUCUAAUUUCAUCUCUGAAGUCUGAAAAAGAUCUCAUACAAAUACUGAGAAUUCAUGAAGCUAGUCUUGUUGAUGCUGAAGGCAGUGCCCUGAAUUCAUUGUUAAAGCUUCAAGAGCAUGGAGGAAAGGACACAACCAAGCAACAGCCAAAAGAAAUUUGGGACACUAAAACUGCUUCUAAUGAAAAGAAAACCAGUUCGAACUUACCUCAUGAACCACAAAGGCAUUGUGUAAAGGACAAAAUCCAAUCAGACCGGGCAGGAGUCCAAGACCCGGGUCUCUCUCCUAUGGAAAGUGAUCUAAAGUUAUCGGCAUUCCUAGUGUCCAGGAGGAAACAAAAGAACCAAGUUCACAAUGACAAAGCCAAUUUAAAUCAGCCAAUGUGUGGUGAGAUUACGAAGAAAGUAGUUCGGUUGGGCUGUUGCAGUGCUCCAGAUACCGCCACGAGAACAGUUUCAGGGUUGCGGAAGAAAAGAAAGACCUCAGAUUUGCAAUGCAUGGAGAUGAAGGAUUCAAAUGUUCCUAAUGAAUUGAACGGGGAUAAAACUGACCCGGCAAGCAAGAAGAAAGAUAUUCAGAUCACUGAGCUAUGUCCCAGUGGUGAUUCCCUCGGCCCGUUGCCCACAUCAAUGCUUGCCAAAUUACAUUCGAUGAAACUACAUAAUCUUAGGUCCAUGGCAAAGCAGCUGAAACUGAAGAAGUACCAUAAGCUCCCAAAAUCUCAGCUUGCUGGAUUAAUAUGUGUGCAUAUGGUCAAGGAUUUAUGCUAAUGGUUGCCCGUGGGGGUGCUGACAAUACAUAUCUAAUUUUUUUUCUAGGGGGGGUCGUGGUGGGGGAGGUUGUCUGGUUUCCUUGCGUUGCCUCAUUUUACCAAAAAUGUUAUUGUUUUACGCAUACAGAAAUAUUGUACAGAAUGUGAUGGGCAACACAUACAUAAAGUUCUAGUAGUAGACAUCAAAUCAAAAGAAGUUAGAAAGCAUGGUAUAUAUACGGAUAGGUUUAAUAUUCU